AUGGGUUGGAUUCAACAAGACAGGGGUUCCUUCAAGAAAGACUCAAGUAACAUCAGUACAAGCCUCUAUCCAGAAGCCUGGAGAGCUAAAUUAAAUCAGUUAAAUGGUACUAACAAGUCCAGACAAGGUUCUUCAGCUCUUUCCAAACACUUUUUUCUCCGAGCACCGCCAUUCUACUCAGUAUGCUGUGGUGGGUCCUGUCAGCACCCUGCAUCCCCCACUGCUUUUCCAAGAGAGGAAAGUGUUCUGCCUCUUUUGACCCAGGAUUCCAACUCCAGAGCCCGAAGAGGCAUUUUAAGAAGGGCUGUCUUUUCUGAGGACCAGAGGAAAGCUUUGGAGAAAAUGUUUCAGAAACAGAAGUAUAUCAGCAAAAUGGACAGAAAGAAACUUGCCAUUACCUUGGGUCUAAAGGAGUCACAGGUGAAGAUUUGGUUUCAGAACCGAAGGAUGAAAUGGCGAAACUCCAAAGAAAAAGAAGUGCUUUCAAACAGGUGCCUUCAAGAAGAGGGUCUUCAAGAGAACUGCCUCUCAAGAUCCACUCUGAAUUUGACCUCCUCAUGCCCCUCUGUAUGGAAAGUGUCUCAAGAGCAGGCAAGUCCAAGAUGGCAGGAGAAAUCUCCAGAACCUGCAGAGAGACUGAGUAAUGGCCAUAGUGCACAACCUCCUCAAAGAGCAAAUUCAUGGCAGGGCACGUAUGUGUACCCUGAGCAAGACACUGCAACCAAGGCAGUUACAUCUUCAGUAAUAAAGAAUGAUGGAGUUCUGUAAAUUGAUUGAAGACUGCUCAUUUGAAGCCUGUGGUCUUUUAAGAUUAACAGUGUUUGAACACUGUAAAGCUAACUAGUUUAUGCCUCAUCAGUUUCUGUAAUCUAACACCAUUAAAAUUACAUACAACUAAUGCUUUAAGAAAGAAAUAUUCUUCAAUAUUCAAUGUUUUCUCCUGUCUUUUCUGGCCUUGUGUUGAACUUAAAAGUAAAUAGGAACUGAUGGUAAGUAAAAUGAAGUGAAGAGUAUAAAGGUGAAAUUUUGCUAUGAUUUUUAUCCUGUUCUGUAUAUAAGUAUUCAUUAAAACUCACACAGACUCAGUGUUAUCUCUCAUUGCUGUUAGACCAAUUAAUUUCCUUUUGUGCACUGGGUAAGACUAACCAUUUUUAUCAAGAUAAUAGGGUGUUUUGGAUGGUUUGUUUUUAAACUUAUUUACAGUGUGUGAAAUUCACAAUAAGUUCAUGUUACAGAUACUUAUUUUUCUUUUAAUGAUUUCUGACUGUCCUUCAAUAUUUAUGUCAGGAUACAGUUGCAGAUACAAUAUGACUAGUCAGAUGAUUAAUUCUAAUAAAAUAAUUUAAUAUUUAAAAAAAAAUUCAAUAAGUCCCUGCAUUCAGAUCACUUUAAUUUGGACACAUACUGGGAAUUGCCAGGAAAUGUAAUUCUUGGAGUCCAUUCCUCUCUCAAGUGUGAAAAAUACAACAGCUUUAAUUCUGUAUUUCAGUGGCCUCUGUCAGAUUGACAGCAUAGUCUCUUGUAUCUUGUUUUGCAUGUCAAAACCAGGGUAGCAAUAGGAAAAUUAGAGAUCACAUAGAAUCUGCAGCAGUACUGUAAUUAUUCAAACAGCCACUUUCAUCCUAUAAAAAGAAAAGUACUUAAGGGAUGGGAUGGGAUGCUGUGGUAGACUUAUUCCUGCCUAUUCAUUUAAGUGGAUUGCAAUGAGUAUUCAUUAGCAUAUUUGUGUAUCCAAUACAGUACAUAUUCUGUGUAUUACAAGCGGCCUGAAAUAAUAUUAUUAAAAUUACUUUGCUUGAAAUGAAUUGCUUGCUCUAUCCAUUUUAAGAAAAUCACUCUUUCAAAUUUAAAAAUCACUUAUUGUUCAUUUGAGAGGCAAGAUAUAGUUAGAAGCCAGAGUAGAUUUGCACCUUAUAGAUUAAGUAGCUCAAAAUCAGAGAGGAAAGUGUUUUUUCAUCAUGUAUUUUUUAGUAUAUUUGUUGAAAAGAAUGGGUAGGCAUAUUUUGUCAUGAGUAACACCCCCCCCCUUUUUUUUUUGAGAGUGUGGGGAGGAUAUUUAGUUAUAAAGUCAUGUGGUACCUUGUUAGAUACCAGGAGGUGAUUGUGAUUAUAUUUUCUAACUGCAUCACACAGCCUAUGACUGAUUCUAAUAGCUUGCUUAACCCCAGUCUGCAGUAAAGACGUACAAUCCUUAUUUAAA
Gavialis gangeticus (Gharial) is the source of this 2200-nucleotide messenger RNA. It is a transcript of the gene DBX2, whose product is annotated as developing brain homeobox 2. Gene Ontology annotation, molecular function: DNA binding; DNA-binding transcription factor activity, RNA polymerase II-specific. Gene Ontology annotation, biological process: regulation of transcription by RNA polymerase II. NCBI's taxonomy places the organism in Eukaryota, Metazoa, Chordata, Crocodylia, Gavialidae. The record is from RefSeq and is a predicted model, not a curated record. The transcript is spliced from 4 exons. The coding region runs from base 1 to 768 and encodes 255 amino acids.